Molecule: messenger RNA, 2101 nt
Organism: Scatophagus argus
Lineage: Eukaryota; Metazoa; Chordata; Actinopteri; Scatophagidae
Product: DEP domain-containing protein 7-like
Exons: 12
Coding region: 137-1915 (592 amino acids)
Biological process (GO): intracellular signal transduction
Source: RefSeq, a predicted model, not a curated record
UUUAAAAUUGCAUAUACAAUAAAGACGCUUGUGCUAGGAUGUGGUUGUGUGUUUGGUUGCUCUCUCCUGCUUGUCUGCUAACCACUAUCAACUAAAGGAGUGCUUAACUCGACUACUUUCCCAUCAUUUGGUGCACAUGGCCUCAAUUAAAGAAAGAGCUGCGGCGUUGAACCUUGCAGAAAAACUGUCUGUGCGUCCUCAUGCACAUGGAGUGGCCAGUAAAUCGGUCCAGUCUUCCUCCAUGUGGAGUGGCCUCAUCUCUCACCUCAGGUCAUCUGUGACAGUGAAGCAUCGACGAGUCCACCUCAAGUCUCACAGCGACUGUUUCCUCGGCUCAGAGGCUGUCGAUGUGGUGACCGAACAUAUUCGCACUGUCAGAGGGUUUGAAAGUGCCAGUGUGUCAAGGGACAAAGUGGUGUGUGUCUGCCAGGCUCUGUUGGACUGCAGUGUGUUUGAGGCCGUGGGAACCAAAGUGUUUGGCAAAAACCGGAAGCAGGAAGUGUUUCAGGACAGCAAGAGUGCUCUGUAUAGGUUUGUAAGUGUGUGUACUCCUUCAGUCGAUGAGUUGGAAAGAGGUGCGCUUGUGAAUGGGAUCCAAAAGCUCUUCUGCGGUGCUCCUUCAGACAGACAGGACGAACGGAAAUAUCCCACUGAGUCACAUGUUCAGAUGUCCAUCCCUGUCAAACUUACUCAAACAAGCGUAAAAGCCAAACAGCUGGACACUCCUGCCACUGACAGCCUGUCACUGGAGCCUGUGGUGGACAGUCUGAGUCCCAGCAGAGUGCAGACUGAUGCUGUUCUACCACCAUCAUUGGUGGACGAGGUGUGGCAGGAGCAGACUCUGCUCAUGCUCUUAAACCUGGUGGAGCUCCCCCUGCUGGAAGGCCUCCUUCAGUGCAGCCAGACCAACUCCUCUCCUCCUCAGUUAAACCUAAUGGCCCACAGUAACCCAGACCUGAUCUAUAGCAGCAACCACCUGGACAGACAGAUCCUCAAGGCCUUCAGGGACUCUCAGGAAGAUGAGUGGCUCUGUGCAGGUCUGGACUGUCUGGACUUCCUCCCUGAUCAGCCAGUGGUGGAGCUGAGCAGGAAGCUGUCUCACUGUUUUCUGCAGGAUCAGGACAGCUGUGAACAUGUACCAGCUGCUCGCAGUUUGCAAGAUGGAGCACAGUCUCUGAGCUCUGAGUCCACCCCAGACAACGGCGGAGACAAGCAGUCUCGUCUCUCUCAGAGUGUUUUGGCCCAGUGUAAGCUGCUGCUGUAUGGGACCCUGGUGAAACACUACAGUCACACGGACAGGCCUCCGCUGCUGCCCCAGAACAUGAAUGACAUCUACGCAGCCAUCACUGACCUGCUGGUGAAUGCUAAGUUUGGCACGGCUCUUGAGGCUCUGCAGCUGUGCCUGAAGCUGCUGCCUGCCGCCUGCAGAGACGAGCUGCGCAGGCUGCUCACAUUCAUGGCUCUGGCAGCUGACCCCCAGGGGAUAAAACUGGACAAGGAGACAGAAAACAGACUGGCAGUAAAGAGGUCUUUCUCCAGGGCAGUUCUCCACAACAAGGCUUUUUCAAAGGACAAAGAGGACCUGAUGCUGGUCUUCAUGCUCAGCAACAUCAAGGAAGUUUUUAAGAUACCAGGGGCUCUUCACAAAGGAGUGAGUGACAAGCUGGCCAGCAUCACACAGGGGAAACAGCCCGAUGUGACCGGAUCUACGUUCUGUCAGCAGGUCUCCAGCAAGACUUACCUCGAGUCUACAAAGAAUACCACCAACCAGGAACUGUGGGCUCUGCUGAACAGCAUCCACCUGGACACCAAGAUUUCCACCAAGGAGAGGAAGCGCCUACUCGGACAGUUUUACCAAGCCCACCCAGAGAUAUUUAACCAGUACUUUGGGGAAUCAGCUGUUAGUGUGCUGUAGAUGUGUGAAGACAGUGACACAGCCCAUCAGUCAGUUGGACGCAAGCUGACCGACUGGAAAGAAAUGUUUGUGACUGACAAUGAGUCUUAGUGGAGAUUGUAAAUACAUGUGGGAAAGAUGCCUGUAGCAUUUGAUUGUGUAUUUGCUUUAUUCUCGAACUGAAUGAAUAAAGAGUUGAUAUACUUA